This is a messenger RNA of Pedinophyceae sp. YPF-701, 780 nucleotides long. NCBI's taxonomy places the organism in Eukaryota, Viridiplantae, Chlorophyta, Pedinophyceae. The record is from the annotation of a GenBank genome assembly.
AUGUGCUCGAUGGAGAAGAAGGCGCGGGACCACGGGCGGCAGCUGGCGGAGAAGCUCGUGCGGAAGCCGUUCUUCGACCACGCGUGGUCGUCGCAGCCGCGGAUGGACGCCGAGGAGCUGGCGUGGGCGCUGCAGUUCAUCGACGACCACUUCUUCCUCAUCCGGAGCGAGAACGACGCGCUCCCGAGCGUCGACUGGGUGCUCGAGCGCGCGAAGAGCGCCGUGCUGCGCUACGGCAUCCGCGGCCUCGUGAUCGACCCCUACAACGAGCUCGACCACAGGCGCCCGCCGGGGCAGACGGAGACGGAGUACGUGAGCCAGAUGCUGACCAAGGUGAAGCGGUUCGCGCAGUACUACGACGUGCACGUGUGGUUCGUCGCGCACCCGCGGCAGCUCCGCGACUGGCACGGCGCGGCGCCGACGCUCUACGACAUCUCCGGGAGCGCGCACUUCAUCAACAAGGCCGACAACGGCGUCAUCGUGCACCGCAACCGCGACACGCAGGACCCCGUGAAGAAGCGCGAAGUGAGCAUCCUGAUCCGCAAGGUCCGCAACAAGAUGGCCGGGACCAUCGGCGAGAGCGUCCUCGUGUACGACCGCGCCACGGGCACCUACCGCGACCCCGCGCCCGAGCGCCUCGCCGAGCUGGGGCACCGCGCGGGCGACGACAAGGCGGCGUGGGACGUCCCGGACACGCCCGGCGGCUCGCUCGGACGGCUGCCGGGCGGCGGGAUGGCCUACCCGGGGCAGACCGCGGACGAGAUCCGCGGGGCGAGUUAA